This is a messenger RNA of Eleginops maclovinus (Patagonian blennie), 3807 nucleotides long. It is a transcript of the gene tbc1d22b, whose product is annotated as TBC1 domain family, member 22B. The coding region runs from base 232 to 1893 and encodes 553 amino acids. NCBI's taxonomy places the organism in Eukaryota, Metazoa, Chordata, Actinopteri, Perciformes, Eleginopidae. Gene Ontology annotation, biological process: activation of GTPase activity. The transcript is spliced from 13 exons. Gene Ontology annotation, molecular function: GTPase activator activity. The record is from RefSeq and is a predicted model, not a curated record.
GUUGGGGUGUGCUCCAAGAUGGCGACUUCCAGUGCUCCGUAUCAGACAUCAUCGCAUAAGAAAGCUAAAUGCCACUAUCUACCCGUGGUUUAAACUUGUUAAGAGGCCGACAAUAAGGAUCCGAGUGGGGCUGAGUUGUCACAAGUCAAACGCGGAAACAGUUUCCCCAUGGUUUGUUCGUGCGAGGAGCCGGUUUCGGUGUCGGUCGGAAGGAGGUCGUGAUAUCCGAGUAUGGCCACCGAGAACAGGAUCAAUUUUUGGAGGAGAAACGCAAAGGUUCCUGGGAGUGUACAACCAGUUUAUGGAGCACAGCACCCCCCUCUCGACCCACGAUUGCGUCGCACAUAUCCCAAAGACACAAAGCCCAAGUUCAACAAUCUUAAGUCUAAAAAGGCCUCUAGCUUCCACGAGUUUGCUCGCAGCACCAAUGAUGCUUGGGACAUCGACGAAGAGGAGGACGAGGAUUUCCUCAGCACCCCUGCUCCAACUUUAAGCUCACCAUCAGGCCUUCACUCCACAUCCACACAGACCCAGCAGCAGCAGCAGAUUCAAGCUGAUGACACAGAAACGGGGGUGUCUGACAGACUGUCACCCCCCAGCACAGAAGCUCUAGACUUCAAGGAUGUGCAGGAGGAAGAUGCAGAGUACUGGGAGCAUGUCAACGGCAAGGUUGUCAAGUCUAGCAGCGACGCCCACCUCAACACACCCUCAGUCCGCUCCACCCUGCAGAAGCAGCAGUCUCUCCCAGUCCGUCCCAUCAUCCCACUGGUGGCUCGCAUGUCGGACCAGAACGCGUCGGGGGCCCCACCAAUGACGGUGCGGGAGAAGAGCCGGCUGGACAAAUUCAAGCAGCUGCUGGCGAGUCCCAACACUGACCUAGAGGAACUCCGGAAGCACAGCUGGUCGGGCAUUCCCAGAGAAGUCCGGCCGAUCACAUGGAGACUCCUCUCUGGCUACCUGCCGGCCAACAAAGAGCGCAGAGAGCUGGUGAUGAAGAGGAAGAGAGAUGAAUACUUUGGCUUCAUAGAGCAGUAUUACCAAUCCAGAACAGACGAGCACUAUAAAGACACUUACAGACAGGUAUCACUGCACUUACUACUGCUCAAAGACCCUAAACACAAACACACAGCUGCUUUUAUUAUCUUAGUAACAUCUCCACAUGUUUCUUCCUGUCAGAUCCACAUCGAUAUUCCAAGAACCAACCCUCUGAUUCCCCUGUUCCAGCAGCCGGCAGUACAAGAGGUGUUUGAGCGUAUUCUCUUCAUCUGGGCCAUCCGGCACCCAGCCAGCGGCUACGUCCAGGGGAUCAAUGAUCUGGUCACUCCCUUCUUUGUGGUCUUCCUCUCCGAGUUUGUCACAGAAGACGUGGAGAACUUCGAGGUGGCUGCGCUGCCUAUGGACACCCAGAGAAACAUCGAGGCUGACAGCUUCUGGUGCAUGAGCAAGCUGCUGGAUGGAAUACAGGACAACUACACCUUUGCUCAGCCUGGAAUCCAGAACAAAGUGAAAGCUUUGGAGGAGCUGGUCAGCAGGAUAGAUGGGGACAUUCACAAUCAUUUCAAGAGGUACGAGGUGGAGUACCUGCAGUUUGCUUUCAGGUGGAUGAAUAAUCUACUGAUGAGGGAGCUGCCGCUGCGUUGCACUAUUCGUCUCUGGGACACCUACCAGGCUGAAGCAGAGGGUUUCACACACUUCCACCUGUACGUCUGUUCUGCCUUCCUCAUCGAGUGGCGCAAAGAAAUCCUUUCCAUGGUGGACUUUCAGGGCCUUCUUAUGCUACUGCAGAACCUUCCCACAAUCCAUUGGGGCAACGAGGAAGUGGGCCUCCUCCUGGCUGAAGCUUAUAGACUGAAGUACAUGUUUGCAGACGCACCCAGCCACUACAAGAGAUAGGCCUGAGGCUGCCUCACAGAGAGCCCCACACACAGCCUACCCGACACCACAGCAGUGUGUGUGUGAGGGAUACUCCGGGCUGCAGCUGUGUCUCUGAAGUAACCUGGGAGAGACACACACAGAACUUGAAAUCCAGAGACUGACACUGGAUGUAGGACCACAGGGCACCCUUUAAGCACAGUGACUGAGAAUAUGUGCAGUCAGUGUACUGCAGUGUAUCGAUGAACUGUUACAGUGUGAAUAACCACAGCUACGCCACCUUGCUUUACCUGUACAGUUUUUGCUCAACAUGAAUAUCACUGUAAGAUAAAGGGAUGAUGUUUGUGAGAUUAUCCUUUUAGUGAAAGACAGCGUCUACAGAUUCUAUUUUUUUGAAGAUAUGUUUUGGUAGUUGUUUUACAAAGGAAAUAAUCUUAGAUGUAAACCAGGCAACUACAAUAAUUUAUUUUCUUUGUUAAAAUGUAUUUAGUCUUACACUGUUAACCUAUUCAUAAAAAGAAGGACCCCCCCCUUUCAGAUAAUUAUGAGUAGAAUUAUUAUUAUUAUGUUAUGGUUCAGGGUUACCAAAUUUGCACUGUACAAUCAACUUAUAAAAUAUUCUAUAUUAUACUUUUAUUCAGUGAGUCAGCUCAUUGUUAACCGGUACUUAUAUUUAAGAAUGAUUUAGGUAUUAGACCUAAGAGUAGCAAAUUGUAGGAACUGUGUGUAUUUAGGUUGGGUUAAAGGUGGAGGAACACAUUUAGGACCUAAGCCUCAGAAGAGACAGGAGGAUAAUGUAGCUUUGAAACCCCUGGUUUAAACUGAUACCCUGGAAUCUUAUCUUAGUCUUAUUUUAUUUUUCCCUUGACUUAGAUCAAUCUAAAUGUUAUUGUAUGUUGACAGUUAAAUUAGGUAGAGAUUGUGGCACAUGUUAACAAUGGCACAACUUGAGAUCAGCAACGACUGGUCUGUUUUAAUCUUGAAUCAUUUCCUUUUGCGUAACAUUCAGAGUGAAUGAUUGUAUGAUAAUCUGUGAAUCUCACUGGAUACCUGUGGUCACUGUUGAAAUGCAUACAGGUAGUUAAACAUCUUCCUCAGUAUAGGAUCAUUUUAAUAUUUGUUUUCUAGGUUGAAGAUCUUUUUAAAAACGAGGAAAUGCCUUGUCAAUGCUGAAGGACACUUAGUCACAGUGUUCUACUUGAGACAGUCCUGUGGACACAGUGCAGCUCAUAUUAUGUUGAUGCCUUUGUUAUGAUCAUUUGUAAUGUCUUUUAAAAUGUGACAUGGAUAAUUGCUGUGUUAUCAUAAAUGCUUGUAUUUUAUAUUUGUAUGUGGUUCAGGUUAGGUUGCUCUUGUAUCUGUGACCAUUGAGGGGGGAAUAUAUGUGUUACUACUCAUCUACCUUCAUUACCAGUGAUAAUUAUACCACAGUGUGUGUCUGAAAGAUAUGACAAUCAUUAGCCUUUGAUAACUCCAUUUCCUUAGAUGUGUUUUUCAUUUUCUUUGGCCAUUUAGACUUUUUAUUUUACAGACAGUUGAGACACCUGUUUCAUGAGUGAUUCGGCCCUUCUGAACUGUGACAGUUCACCCACAGCUACAUUAUGGGAGUAUAUAUUCUGAAGAUGCUAUGGUACUUAAUUUGAGUCUGUGAAGUAGAUCAUUUGCAUUUUGGAACAAUCCAACACACAUACUUAUGGUUUAUUUAUUGCCAGUUUUGUGUUUAGCUUUGUUAGGCCUGCUUUAAUCUUGUGUUCUUUUCCCCAUCUUUUAAUGUAUUUAAAGUGUUGUUGUUGAAUGUAUGCCUUUAGCCUUAAAAUUGUUUUGUUUUUUCAUUCAGGUACGCCAACUGAUUGUUCACUCCAUCUAAAGGUCAUAUGUCCUCAAAAUAUGAUGUUGACUCUAAAGGCUGAAAAAUAAAAUACAACUAUUGAUUUA